UGUCCCUCUUUCUCUCUCUCUCUGUCCAUCUGCAAAGACAGCCAGAGAGAGAGCUGCCAAAUAAGGGGAAAGAAGAAGUUGUUCUUUUUCUUCGUUCAAAAGCAGAGCCCUAACCUACAUGCGGUUCGGAUCCGGAUCCUCAAAGAUCCGAUUCACAUAUAUCUCUGUAGUUUCCAAUCUGAUCUGAUCCAAAACGAACCCACCCGACCUUAACAAAUGACGCGUCGCUGCUCGCAUUGCAGCCACAACGGGCACAACUCUCGGACAUGCCCGAACCGAGGGGUGAAGCUUUUCGGAGUCCGGUUGACUGACGGGUCGAUUCGGAAGAGCGCCAGUAUGGGUAACCUGAGCCAAUACUCCGGGUCGAAUUCCGGCGCGCAUAACGGGAACGGGUCGGGUUCGCCCGGUGAGGGUCCGGAUCACGCUGAAGGUUAUGCUUCAGAGGAUUUUGUCCCCGGGUCGUCUUCGAGUCGUGAAAGAAAAAAAGGUGUUCCUUGGACGGAAGAGGAGCAUAGGAUGUUUCUACUUGGUCUGCACAAGCUUGGGAAAGGCGAUUGGCGUGGAAUCUCACGCAACUAUGUUAUAUCAAGGACUCCUACUCAAGUGGCUAGCCAUGCUCAGAAAUAUUUCAUCAGGCAGUCCAAUGUUUCUAGGAGAAAAAGACGUUCCAGUCUAUUUGAUAUUGUUGCAGAUGAACCAGUGGACACUGCAAUGGUAUCACAGGAUUUAUUCUCUGCAAACCAUCUCCAAGCUGAAACUCAGAGCAAUGACCAGUUACCUGUUCCGCCUCCAUUGGAUGAAGAAGAUGAAUCAAUGGAUUCCAACAACUCAAAUGAUGGGGAAACUGUUCCUCCAAAGUCAGAGAGCUCGCAACCCUGUUACCCAGUAGUAUAUCCUGCUUACUUCCCACCAUUCAUUCCAUUUUCCUUUCCAUAUUGGAUGGGUGGUAAUACAGAACCAACCAAGAAGGACACACAUGAAGUGGUCAAGCCAACAGCGGUACAUUCAAAGAGCCCAAUCAAUGUUGAUGAGCUGGUGGGCAUGUCAAAAUUAAGUUUGGGAGAAUCUAUUGGUGAUAAUGGCCCAUCCUCUCUUUCAUUAAAACUUCUUGAUGGUUCAUCUAGGCAGUCUGCUUUCCAUGCUAAUCCUGCUUCUGGUAGUUCAAGCAUGAAUUCAAGUGGGAGCCCCAUCCAUGCAGUUUAAGCCCCAACUUUUUCUGAGCUUAAUGUCUUAGGUUAGCUCAGGGUUUGCGAGCAGUACAGGUCAUUGUUAAUAGAAGACUAAUAAUGUGCAGUCUGGUCUGGGUUUAGUUAUAUAUUUCUUUUGUGGGAUCAACUCAAUAAGUUUGUUUUCUUUUUUUUUUAGUAACUUAAUUCAAUGUUUAGCUUUAGGUUGUAGCAUCUUGUCAGAAAUUAUUUGAAUCCUUAACAGUCUCUGUUUGUCA
Messenger RNA from Theobroma umbraticum, 1444 nucleotides. Its product is annotated as myb-like transcription factor family protein. The record is from RefSeq and is a predicted model, not a curated record. Gene Ontology annotation, molecular function: DNA binding. NCBI's taxonomy places the organism in Eukaryota, Viridiplantae, Streptophyta, Magnoliopsida, Malvales, Malvaceae. Gene Ontology annotation, biological process: response to ethylene; response to gibberellin.